AUGAACCUGAGAGUGGGAACAUCAAGGGACGCGCCGUUUUCGUCAACUUCACCUUGCGCCGCAUCGGACGCAAAGAUAAGUGGUUCGCUGCCGGGCUUCGGCUCCGAUGCUUUUAACCGAGUUCCGCUAUUCUACGUCUCUACAGACUCCUUUUAUAGGGUUUAUUUCAUUAAAUCGACAGAAGACGCCGAUAAGGAACCGUAUUCAGUGUUCUGCAGCCUGCCCAGUUACAUUGGUUUUCGCAGAUGCUUUCCCAAUGUCAAGCGAAUCAACCUCGAAAUCAGUCCUCGAGCAAGUACAAGCACAGCUGUGUAUGUACCUGUUGACUGGAGCAUCAUCGUCGAUGACCUGCCAGAUGGUGAAGUCGUCGGUCUCAUUGCUCUCCGAAAAUCAUGGGUUCCCAUUAUCACUUUUGAUGUAGUGCAGUGUGGCCGAAACUUGGAGGGAUAUGGUUUAAAGCAUGAACCUACCCCGCCGUAG
Guyanagaster necrorhizus is the source of this 480-nucleotide messenger RNA. RefSeq lists its product as uncharacterized. The transcript is spliced from 3 exons. Lineage: Eukaryota; Fungi; Basidiomycota; Agaricomycetes; Agaricales; Physalacriaceae. Bases 1 to 480 code for a protein of 159 amino acids. The record is from RefSeq and is a predicted model, not a curated record.